AUGGAUACCACCGCAAUCGCACAAAACCUUAUCGUCCUCGGCGCAGGGAAAGUGAAGACCAAACAAGAACACCUCAACCACUCCACCGGGAAUAUCUUGUUCAUCCUCGGCAUUCUUGGCACAAUCUCCUUGAACGUCUGGAUGACCCGUGGCAUCCACAACUUCAGAGAGGUGACAACUUGCUGUUCCUUGGCUAUCGGGAUGACUUUUCUAACGGUCCUCUACUUCAUCAUGGGGAAUGUAUUGAUUAAUGGCGGGCUUGGGAUGAAUAAAGAUGAAGUGAUGUGUACUACUAUUUCCAAGACGAUGAUGAGUGCCUACUUCUUGAUGAAGCUCCGUGAGAUUGUAAACAUGGUGUCAAAAGGCCAUACCCGUACGAGCAAACGGAUUAGUGCAAAAGGCUCCUUCUACUACGUCUUCACCCCCAUACUCCUCGUCUUCCUAGCCUGCGGCCUCUUCUCAGUCCUCAGCGUCGAAACCUACCUCAAGCUGCGCGACAUUCCGCGCCCUGGAAAAAAGACCUAUUGCGUCUUCACCAUCUCGUACUCCUACAUGAUCGUCCCCUUCUUUGUCCUCCUCACUAUCGGCACCGUAGCGACCUUCGCCAUCUCCUUCCUCUGCUCCUCGCCCCUUUUCUCCCGCAACAUACGCAACCACCCCGGCUCUCCCGCCGCGGGCAUGGCCGCACUCCUCAGCGCCGUCAUCCCCUUUAUCAGCGGCGCCUGCUUCAUCGGCAAAGGUGGGAGGGAGACAGCAUCGCUGACGAACUUAGCAUGGGCGGUGGACGUGAUGGUGAUGCACGUGCUUGUGUGGGCCGCGGAGGGACAGUGGAACUUGGCGAGCACGGAGAUGAGGUCGAAGGUGUGUAAGUGCGUUCGACUGCCGAGCCAGAUAGUGGGUGGAAGGAGUAUUGAGGAUAGGAAGGAGAGGAUUAUGGAGGUGAGGGAGUUGCACAGGGCGAUGGAGAUGGAGGAGAAGAUGUUGCUGAGGGAUGAGGAAGAUGAUGAGGUGUUCGAGAUUAUCAACCUUGGGGGUGAGAAUGAAUCGGGUUUGGGCCAUGGGUCUUAUGAAGAGAAAGAGGGCUCUCCAAGCCCCUUGAGACCUUACUUGAGUUCGCUGGUUAGUCAGAAGAAGGUUGAGAAGGAAUACACGCCGACCUGGGUUUGA
Molecule: messenger RNA, 1167 nt
Organism: Morchella sextelata
Lineage: Eukaryota; Fungi; Ascomycota; Pezizomycetes; Pezizales; Morchellaceae
Exons: 4
Coding region: 1-1167 (388 amino acids)
Source: RefSeq, a predicted model, not a curated record